Anopheles nili is the source of this 4683-nucleotide messenger RNA. Its product is annotated as serine-rich adhesin for platelets-like. The coding region runs from base 1 to 4683 and encodes 1560 amino acids. The record is from RefSeq and is a predicted model, not a curated record. Gene Ontology annotation, cellular component: cytoplasm; cytoskeleton. NCBI's taxonomy places the organism in Eukaryota, Metazoa, Arthropoda, Insecta, Diptera, Culicidae. Gene Ontology annotation, molecular function: actin filament binding. Gene Ontology annotation, biological process: actin filament network formation; cortical actin cytoskeleton organization. The transcript has 6 exons.
AUGUCGUACAGAAGUUACAAUUUCUCGACCGAACCUUCAACUACGUCCCGGUUCGGUUCGUUGAGUUCUUCGAGCUACCGACCAUCAUUUGCUUCUGGAAGCUAUCGUUCGCCUCGAACAACGACAUCGACUACGGGUCCAAGCUCCACUGUUUCGUCCUUUAUCAGCCGCUACUCGAAUUUGGCGGCCGACAAAGAGAAGGAACGAGAACGGGACAAGGCAAAGGAAGAAGAGCGACGUAAAGAGCGUGAACUUCGCGAGAAAGAACGCGAAAAGGAGCGCGAGAAGGAACAUGAUCGCAAGAAGGAGCGGUUGAUCGAAACGUCCAAGAAACUCGAGGCCGAGCUGAAAGAAAGCAAACCGGCACCGUUAAAGAAGUCUUCACUCAUUGCGGCAAAGUACGGAUCGAGUAAGGAUGUUACUGCUACAGACGAAUCGUCUGCAAAGACCACUACAGGCAAGACACAGACCGGCAAGGAACAGACUGGAACGAAACCAAAGAAGGAUAACGCUCCCCCGGUGACGUUUACCACACGUUAUGGACGCGCCGGCGUUGCUCGGGAAAAGUCCCGUGAGCCGAGUCCCGCGACAAGAACAAGCUCGUCAACGUCUGUCAUCGCACGAUCGAGCCAACGCGAUCCAAGCCCUAUGGCCGUGGCAGUUACCGAGAGGGCUCGUUCACGGGAUCCAAGUCCUGCGGGAGAAAGUAAACGCACCGGAGGAUAUGCCUUGGCGAUAGCCAGCAAACUGUCCGGUUCGAAGGUGCCCCAACAGAGCACCCCCAACGAAUACCGUCGGCAGACAAGCGGUACAUCAUUUACGCAGAACCGGGCCAGAUCUCGUGAUCCGAGUCCUACUGUUCGCACAAGGACUUCACGAGAGCCGAGCCCUGCCGAGCAGCGACGACUGCAGUUGGCUAACAAAAUGAUUGCCACAGCUGCGCGAUCUCGCGAUCCAAGUCCAGCGCCGGUGCCUCAAAUGAAGCAAACAACAAGACCUGCCAGUGCAGCAGAAGCGAAACAACCAAGGUACACAAGCUCCAUUACGAUCAAAACGGGACCAGGUACUCGGUCUCGUGAUCCUAGUCCAGCAGAACCGCGAAAAAUUUCCACAUUCGGUUCCUCGGUGAAGUUGCGUUCUCGCGAUCCCAGUCCGGUAGAUGCAAAGCGAACCAGUAGCUCCUUGGGGGCUCGGACGUCGCGUGUGGGUAACGAUUCCACUCUGACGAAGGCGUCGAAUUUGGGCACGGGGAGAAAGCGAGAUCCUAGUCCCACGGUACGAAGUCGCGAUCCAAGUCCGGCGACGAUGCCACGACGUACUUCGCGAGAACCAAGUCCGGCGGAGUCCGUUCGAGAGAAGUACGGUCUGGGAAGCGGUGGAGCCUAUCGCCCUUAUGGCCGAUCGAACAGUGGAUUGGGUAGUAAUCUGAGACUCGGCGCCAGUGCGAGUCCAAUACCGAAGGGACCGGUCGCAGAUCUCGCACUUUCGUACAUGACCUCUAGUGAGGCAUUGGCAGCCCGAACGAGUCGAUCUUCUUCCAGACUGCAGCUCAGCUCGCAACCUCGCGAGACGUCACAGUGCUCGUCUCCAGUGACGGCUAGUCAGAUCUUCUCGCGUGAUACUCGAACAUCGUCCCCGAACAAUGGGGAUCAGCGUCGCGAAGGAUCAACGUCGUCGGAAACCACCAACACGAGUUCAGGCUCAGAGGAGUCCUCCGAGGAAACAGAGAGCAGCGUUGAGCCGGAACCAAAGAUUUUCAUGGAAAUCACGCUGGUAACACGCGGCACAUCUCCAACACCACCAGGAGCAACUCCACUGAUAAGAGCACGUAGGGCGGAGAUGUGCAAAACCAUCGAAAAAACCAUCCAGAAGCAGCUGCUGCCGGUUGAUACGGCGGACAAGCAGAUCCAGUCGGACCGAUUGGACGACUCCACGAAGUACUUGCGUUACGGACAACCAUCGACGCGCAGUUGGUCACCUUUUCUUGAGCCGAAGUACGCUUCGUCCUCGCCAACCGUGGGUUACACGCGAUACUCGAGUGCAUCCUCGCGUUACAGCCGCGAUAGUCCUAGCCUGAGCCGAGAGACCAGUGUCAGCUCGUCGAAAAGCGAUGUUCCGGAAAAGCGCGAGUUGUCGGCGCUGGCAGCCAGAGUGAAGGAGCUUAGUCUCUCGAAGUCGAACAGCAGCAAAUCGACGGCGAGUCAGCGUUCGUCAGCGAGUAGCACCGGGGUUGGCAAGCAGAAGACGCCGCCGAAGCAGAAAUCGCCAGAAAAGCCUCCACCGGCACCAACCAAAGAGAGCCCAUCACCGGUAAGGUCGAUCGCGAACAAAGACUUCCGCAAAUCGGCCCUGAACAUGGGUCCAGCGCCUGAGCGACCUCGCAAGUCAUCCACGUCGUCCAGCAAGUCCAGUGGCUCCACGGCGUCCACGGCGACUCCGGUGGCAGAAACCAAUGGCUUUGGUAGUCGCAUACCUCAAGUGCGUCAGCAACACGCUGGAGCUAAGUUUGCAAGACGCUCAGACCGAUCCACCUCAUCCAGCUCAGAGGAUACGACUAGUGGAUCUUCGGGCACAGACACCGACCGAGAGCAGUCCGUGACGCGUACCGCUGACAACCAUCCCGAACAGGAUGACACCAGUGUGGUCACGGAUGCAUCCAACACCAAUAGCGAACUACUGCUCCGGGCAAUCCAGCUGGCGACGAACUUCGUGAACAAUCAGAAUCGCAGUGCGGCCAGCUGGUACGAAAACGCCAGCAGUGCCAGUAUUUCUGAAAAUCUUCCGGUAGAUCCGAAUGGUAAAUCAGGCUGGGAAGCGGGCACACACUACAUGGAGAGCAUCAAGGAUGACUCUAGCGAGGAAGAGGAAGAAGAGGACGUGCAGGGAACCACCGGACAGGGACGAGAUCCGCAGGAUGGCGAAGGACUACUACGGAAUGCCUCCUUGCAACAGGCCACGUGGUGGCGUCGUUCGGGUAAUUUCGAGCAAUCGGCUACGGUGGAGGAACCGGCACGAAGCUUCACGUACCGGAUCAAGCGCGUGGAAUCAGGUGAAAGACCCUGGUGGUUGUCGGACGAGACUAGCAGUAAGCCAGUGCCUGAGAUCGACGUAGAACCCUCGACGGAGUCACCGGAGCACGUUGCGGAAACUCAGACCGACGAUGGCCGUACAACUGCCACGAGCAUCUUCGAGAGUCAACCGAUGAGUCCGUUCCGUCCAAUCCGGUUCACACGUGUCGAGUCCGGCGAGCGAGCUUGGUGGAUGAAGAGCUCGGAAAAUGUCGCCGGCCUGUCCGGAUCCGGAGAGUCGAGUAAACCAGCGAGCAGUAAGGAGCGAACACCGGACUCCGCAGGUGGCGACAAGAAGAGUCCAGGCUACACGGUGUUCAAGCUUGAAGCAGAGGAUGAGGCCUGGUGGGAACAAGCCAUAGCUGAGUUGUCGCGAAAGGAGCAAUCCUCAGCCAGCAGCCCGAGCAGUGCGUCUGCGAGUCGUGAGCCAUCAAAGGAGCCAACACCGGAACCACGAGGCCGUGGCAUUACGCUGACCCGUGUGACCUCUGGGGAAAAGGCCUGGUGGUUGUACAGCUCGGACAAUGUACCAGAAAAGGCGUCUGCAGCGAUUGACGAGACACACGUCGAUGGCGAGUCGGUGCGUGAAUGCAGCCCAGUGAAAGCAAAACCGUUCAAGAUCACGCGUAUCGAGUCCGGUGAGCAGCCUUGGUGGAUGCAGGAGACCUCGGAUGGGCCUGUCUCACGUUCAGGCUCGAAAUCAAAUGUGGUGAGCAGGUCGAACAGCUUCAACUCGAAGGGACCUAGUGUGGGCAAGCAGACCAGCCCGACUAAAUAUCGCAUCACACGCGUCGAGUCGGGCGAACGGGCCUGGUGGCAAACCGGAGAUAGUCCAGACGAGGGCUCUGGCAGUCCUCGCAAGUUAUCGUCCUUUGUGGAGCAACAUGGCGAAGAGGAAGAAGCGGAUCUGCAAAGUGCGGCCAUCGAGGCACAGGUAGAACAGGAGCUGCAGAGUAUUACCAACUUCGUGGCCGGCCUGCCCAAGUUCCCGACAGGCGAUUUCACCAUCGAGAUCAGCGACCAAACGCCCCCGCUGGGUGAUCGCGCUAGUCCGGAAGGAGUAGAAGAUAGUUGUUCAGCUGGAGGUCGUGCAUCGCCUUACGACAACAUUCCCUCGGCACUACCAGUUCCAUCGGCCACAGCCGGGUCUCUCCAGGGGUCUGCUACGCCGAUGGAGACUGUUAGUUUUGCGACGCGUAAGGACACACAAUCGCCGGUGUUCAUUUCACGCCACACCAACAUCGACGACCUGCUGGGUGGUUCGUGCCAUCCACUCAGCCCUAUGAUGGAUCGGAUGUUCGUAAUGGAGGGGCUACAGGAGAUCACACCCAAGGACGUACGGGUGCAUGACAGCACGCCGCAGUUCAUCGAUUACGGAGCCAGGCAACCGACGAGUGCGCUCGACGAUGCCGCCCUGCAAGUGUACAAAGACGGCGACUAUGGAGCGUACCUGGAUCUGGAAUCAUCGCUGGCCGAGCAAUCCGAAGAUAUCGAAGGUCUCAACUCGAACCGCAAAAACUCGCUGGUCGUCCGCACGCAGCUCAGCGUCCGAGUUCACUCCAUUAUCGAUCUUUAUGGUCUGCCCGAACAGGCUAAUCAUGCCUCGGGCCUUUAG